This is a messenger RNA of Octodon degus (degu), 477 nucleotides long. RefSeq names its product notochord homeobox (gene Noto). The record is from RefSeq and is a predicted model, not a curated record. Bases 1 to 477 code for a protein of 158 amino acids. Gene Ontology annotation, biological process: neuron differentiation; central nervous system development. Lineage: Eukaryota; Metazoa; Chordata; Mammalia; Rodentia; Octodontidae. The transcript has 3 exons. Gene Ontology annotation, molecular function: DNA binding.
AUGAGCGUGGGCGCCCACGCGCGGCUCCCGCAGUGCGCGGUCCCCCGGCUCCACGCCGCUCCCUUCGGCGGCCUCGCGGGCGUCGGCGCCACAGGAUGGGAACUGCCUCAGUGCUCAGGCCUCUGCGGACCCCUAGACUGGGCCCCUACCGAGGGCCUUCAGGACACAGAGCGACACCAAAGGAGAGUUCGAACUAUGUUUAACUUGGAGCAGCUGGAAGAGUUGGAGAAAGUGUUUGCAAAACAACACAAUCUUGUGGGAAAGAAGAGAGCCCAGCUGGCAGCCCGGCUCCACCUUACAGAGAACCAGGUGAGGAUCUGGUUCCAGAACCGCAGAGUCAAGUAUCAGAAACAGCAAAAGCUGAAACUUCCAGCCCUGUCUGCUGUGGCUGCCUCCCCAGAUGAGCCCUCCAGCAGCUCCGACAGCAGCAUUCACAGUGAAGACGCUGAGUCAGGAGCAGACAGCUGUGGACUUUGA